Molecule: messenger RNA, 3519 nt
Organism: Neolamprologus brichardi
Lineage: Eukaryota; Metazoa; Chordata; Actinopteri; Cichliformes; Cichlidae
Source: RefSeq, a predicted model, not a curated record
GAUAUUCAAGGCACUUGCGGCUCGUCUGCAGCGAUAGGAGAAAAGAGGACAGAAAAGAGAGCCUCACCUCCUCUAACAGCGAGUGAGGUAGGGAAAAGAGUCAGAGAGCGAGAGGAAGACGAGAGGCUGUGGAGUUAAAAGAAAGACAACGGCGGCUUGGACCUCCUGCCAGGACUCUUUAAUUGUCUGCGCUUUAUUAUAAAGUGUCUAAUUUUCACACAGAUUCGACAUGUCAUCAUCCGGUAAAGACAACAGCGGUGCCCAACACGCCAAUUACGUGGGACCUUACCGUUUGGAGAAGACGCUCGGAAAAGGACAGACAGGGUUGGUCAAACUUGGAGUCCACUGUGUAACAUGCCAGAAAGUCGCCAUUAAGAUUGUGAACCGUGAGAAACUCAGCGAGUCAGUACUAAUGAAGGUGGAGCGAGAAAUAGCUAUUCUGAAGCUCAUAGAACACCCACAUGUUUUAAAGCUACACGAUGUCUACGAAAAUAAAAAAUACUUGUACCUCGUGCUAGAACACGUGUCUGGUGGUGAACUGUUCGACUACUUGGUGAAGAAAGGCAGGUUAACACCUAAAGAGGCCAGGAAAUUUUUCAGACAAAUCAUGUCUGCCUUGGAUUUUUGCCACAGUCAUUCCAUAUGUCACAGGGAUCUAAAGCCAGAGAACCUCUUGCUAGAUGAAAAGAACAACAUCAGGAUAGCAGACUUUGGCAUGGCUUCCCUUCAGGUUGGCGAUAGUUUGUUGGAAACCAGCUGUGGAUCUCCACACUACGCAUGUCCAGAGGUCAUCAGGGGAGAGAAGUAUGACGGGAGGAAAGCAGACGUCUGGAGCUGCGGGGUCAUUCUUUUUGCUCUGUUGGUGGGCGCCCUACCGUUUGAUGAUGACAACUUAAGGAAUCUUUUGGAGAAGGUGAAGCUGGGUGUGUUUCACAUGCCACACUUCAUCCCUCCAGAUUGUCAGAACCUUCUCCGCGGCAUGAUUGAAGUGGAUGCCUCCAAAAGAUUAACGUUAGAACAGAUCCAGAAGCACACAUGGUACAUAGGAGGCAAAAAUGAACCAGAGCCAGAGCAGCCAGUUCCCAGGAAGGUGACCAUCCGCAGCCUGCCCUCUGCAGAAGAUAUCGACCCCGACGUACUGGACAGCAUGCACUCUUUGGGCUGCUUCAGAGACAAAAACAAAUUACUGAAAGACCUGCUCUCAGAUGAUGACAACCAAGAGAAGAUGAUCUACUUCUUGCUAUUGGAUCGAAAGGAGAGGUACCCUAGUCAGGAGGACCAGAAUCUUCCCCCUCGCAAUGAGAUUGGUGAGCCCUGGAACAACGAGACAAUUGUUCAUAAAGAGUGUAACAUUAGAAAACGAUAUUCUUUUAAAAAAGACACACACACAGUGACACACAUAACCAAGCGUUCACCCCCACCUGUGUUCAUUCAAACACAUAGCAGGUCAUGUGUUGAUACCACAAAUUACUGUUCUCCUGUGUGUUUGUACCACAGGUCGCGGUCUAUUAGUGGAGCCUCCUCUGGUCUCUCCACCAGCCCGCUCAGCAGCCCACGGGUUACCCCUCACCCUUCCCCUCGAGGCAGCCCCCUCCCCACCCCAAAGGGCACCCCAGUGCACACUCCCAAGGACAGCCCAGCUGGGACACCUACUCCAACACCGCCCCCAAGCCCCUCUAUUGGAGGCAUGCCUUGGAGGACGCGCCUCAACUCCAUCAAGAACAGCUUCCUGGGCUCACCACGUUUCCAUCGCAGGAAACUCCAAGUUCCCACACAAGAGGAGAUGUCCAGCCUCACACCAGAGUCUUCCCCAGAACUUGCCAAAAAAUCCUGGUUUGGUAACUUCAUCAACCUGGAAAAAGAGGAGCAGAUCUUCAUCGUCAUCAAAGACAAACCUCUCAGCUCAAUCAAGGCAGACAUCGUUCAAGCCUUUCUCUCGAUUCCCAGCCUGAGCCACAGUGUCAUCUCUCAGACCUCUUUUCGAGCAGAGUACAAGUCAACAGCCGGCCCCACAGUCUUCCAGAAGCCGGUGAAAUUUCAGGUGGAUAUCACCUACACAGAGAGCACAGCUGCCACUAAGGAGAAUGGCAUCUACUCUGUAACCUUCACCCUGCUCUCAGGACCCAGCCGACGCUUUAAACGAGUAGUGGAGACGAUUCAGAGCCAGUUGUUAAGCACACACGAUCAGCCUGGGGUCCAACAGCUUUCCGGAAUUAUCCAGAAAACCUAUUAAAGUCCAUCCUCCUGCUCCCUGCUCCAUUCGCCCUCCCUCGACCACCCCUCCACACCCCUCCAGCGUGCCAAGAGAGACGGACAAUUGUUGACGGAGGACUCUUCUUAUAGCGGUGUGCUGGGGGAGGGGUUACCAUGGAAACAGACCCUUCAUGCAGACUUCUACCUUCAUCUUCCUCUGCACCCCGACUCCACCCCUGGCAGCCAUCAGUAGAAGUAGACACAAAAAAAAAAAAUCCCGUAGUGUUCUCGUUCUUAGAAACACACAAGCACACACGUCCCAAUAAAAACGAGACCGCUCGCCUCCCCUCACCAGCUAUCCCCGUUCUCUGACCUCAAGGAGCAUUUGCUAAUUGGAAAACGAGCAUUAUUCAAAAACACUACAGACGCCACAUACACGCGCAUACACGCACAGAUCCAGUAUGCACAAAAACUCUGGGAUGUAUCAACAAUGAUGAACAACAUUUAAAAAAAAGAAGACAACAUGCAGAAACACGAGGAGGAGAGAAGGGAGAGGAGUUUUGUGGAAAGCCCAAACAGCCGACACGGAUGCUUGCUGGAUUGUAUUUGUUUGCUUUUUAUUAUAAUGUACUUUCUUUGUGAAGAACUGGGUUUGAAAUACUAACUGACUUUAUUAGACUUAAUACUAUUGCUGCAAAACAGACUGGAAUUGUGUUUUCAGAGAGGAGUUGGGUGCGAGCAGAACAGGGCAGCGGGAGAUAUUGAAUGAUAGUAUAGGGUUGGGGGAGGGAAGUGGGUGGAUAUUCGGGUAUUUAAAAUGAAUGAUCUAUUCUGUUGUACAGACUGAUAUCAUUUCUUAUGUAAAAAAGAAAAAGAAAUGUCUAGUUGUGACACUGUUUAGAUACCAUAGGAACAGGUUGGUAAACCUGAGCCUGCCACUUACUGUCAUUUUAAAUUCUGUGUAUUUUUGUUACACGAUCAUGUACGUCUUUGUUUGAUUGACCCAAUAACGAUCCAAACAUUCCUGUUUCCUAUUAUCUGCAGCGUUUUUUCCUUUGGUUUUCAUUUAUACCUCUCUCUAGUCUCACUUACCAGCAGUAGGAGUAGAGAAACAAACGAUAAAAAAAAAAUGACGUGAUAAAUGCAACUGUGGAUAUUUUUGUAUUGUUGUCCUUAUUUAUUCAUGUUUGUUCAUCUCACUGUUUGAUUUCCUAAUUUAUUAUAUCUUGGCUAUUUAUAUGAACAAAGCUGUUAGGUCAGUUGAAUGUUAUUUAUUACCCUCUUGUGUGUUCGUAAAUGGGACAUUUAAAGAAAAGAGAAAAAAAA